Octodon degus (degu) is the source of this 3826-nucleotide messenger RNA. RefSeq names its product exostosin like glycosyltransferase 3 (gene Extl3). The transcript is spliced from 7 exons. The coding region runs from base 736 to 3495 and encodes 919 amino acids. Gene Ontology annotation, molecular function: glycosyltransferase activity. Gene Ontology annotation, cellular component: membrane. The record is from RefSeq and is a predicted model, not a curated record. Lineage: Eukaryota; Metazoa; Chordata; Mammalia; Rodentia; Octodontidae.
CGGCGGGUUCGGCGCGGCUUGGGAGGCGCGCGGCCGGCGGCCAGAGCGGCUUCUGGGAAGCCGAGUUUCGCGCAGACGGCGGCGGCGGCGGCGGCGGCAGCUGGUCCUUGGUCUGGAAGCUGGAGAGCAGGCCCUGGUGUUCACUAUUUCAAGAAAUCUUAUAUGGAAGUAUAAUCCUUCAUAAGCCAGAGAAAAGAAGUAUCCUGGUACAUGCACAUAGGGCCUGAUUGUUGGCAAUGACAUUGAUAAGAGGCUGGCAUUUCUAACUGCAGCUGUUCUAACCAGCUACUGUAUAAUCUGUCCCAGAAGUCAGACACUCAGAAUUUACUGUACUGUGAAUAGAAAUUAUGCAUAUUUGUGGGUCAGCAAAACCAAGGAGCAAGAGCUAUGGCAGUUGAAAUGGUCUGUUUGGUUCCAAGGUAUUUUUCCUGGGUUUCACCAUCAGGGACUUUUUCCCUUUCAUCUCAGCAACAAUGUGGCACCUUUUGUUUGGUGAAAAUUAAGGAUCCAGCAACAAGCAGAAUUGGUCAAUAAGCAGAAUUCAAAAUCUACCAGAAUAGGGUCAAUUGCAGCUGAGGAAAAUGAAAUUUCCAUUUUACUUGGUGCCUUGUACAGGGAGCACACUAACUCUUCUGGAGACAUCUGAGUGAAGAGGUUGAAUUUUGCCGAAUCAAAACUCAUGGUGAUGGCGAGUGAUCCAACGUGAUCAGAGAGGGCACGAGCCACAAAGAACUCAUGACGGGCUAUGCCAUGUUGCGUAGUGGGGGUGUGGGGAAUGGAGGUCAAACCUGUAUGUUACGCUGGUCCAACCGCAUCCGGCUCACAUGGCUCAGUUUUACCCUCUUCAUCAUCCUGGUUUUCUUUCCCCUCAUUGCUCACUAUUAUCUCACCACUCUGGAUGAGGCGGAUGAGGCAGGCAAGCGGAUUUUUGGCCCACGGGCCGGCAGUGAGCUCUGUGAGGUAAAACAUGUGCUGGAUCUCUGUCGCAUUCGUGAGUCUGUGAGCGAGGAACUCUUACAGCUGGAAGCAAAGAGGCAGGAGCUGAACAGUGAGAUUGCCAGGCUGAACCUAAAGAUCGAAGCCUGUAAGAAAAGCAUUGAGAAUGCCAAGCAGGACUUGCUGCAGCUCAAGAAUGUCAUCAGUCAGACGGAGCACUCUUACAAAGAGCUGAUGGCCCAGAAUCAGCCCAAACUGUCUCUGCCCAUCCGAUUGCUCCCUGAGAAGGAUGAUGCUGGUCUGCCCCUUCCAAAGGCCACAUGGGGUUGCCGGCUGCAUAAUUGCUUUGAUUAUUCUCGUUGUCCCCUUACUUCUGGUUUUCCAGUGUAUGUUUAUGACAGUGACCAGUUUGCUUUUGGCAGCUAUUUAGACCCUUUGGUCAAGCAGGCUUUUCAGGCAACCACACGCACCAACAUCUAUGUUACAGACAACGCAGACAUUGCCUGUCUUUAUGUGAUUUUAGUGGGAGAAAUGCAGGAGCCAAUAGUGCUGCGGCCUGCUGACCUUGAGAAGCAGUUGCAUUCUCUACCACAUUGGCGGACAGAUGGACACAACCAUGUCAUCAUCAAUUUGUCCCGGAAGUCAGACACCCAGAAUUUACUGUACAACAUCAGUACAGGACGUGCCAUGGUGGCCCAGUCCACUUUCUAUGCUGCCCAGUACAGGGCUGGCUUUGACUUGGUAGUCUCUCCCCUAGUCCAUGCCAUGUCAGAACCGAACUUCAUGGAAAUCCCACCACAGGUACCAGUGAAGCGGAAAUAUCUCUUCACCUUCCAGGGUGAGAAGAUUGAAUCCCUGAGAUCCAGCCUUCAGGAGGCCCGCUCCUUUGAAGAAGAAAUGGAGGGUGACCCCCCUGCUGACUAUGAUGACCGGAUCAUUGCCACCCUCAAGGCAGUACAGGACAGCAAGUUAGAUCAGGUCCUUGUAGAAUUUACUUGCAAAAACCAACCAAAGCCAAGUCUGCCUACUGAAUGGGCACUGUGUGGGGAGCGGGAGGACCGCCUAGAGUUGCUGAAGCUUUCUACCUUUGCCCUCAUCAUCACUCCUGGAGACCCCCGCCUGGUUAUUUCAGCUGGGUGUGCCACACGGCUCUUUGAAGCCCUGGAGGUUGGCGCUGUCCCGGUUGUGCUGGGGGAGCAAGUGCAGCUUCCAUACCAGGACAUGCUACAGUGGAAUGAGGCAGCCUUGGUGGUGCCCAAGCCGCGUGUUACUGAGGUUCACUUCUUGUUACGGAGUCUCUCUGAUAGUGAUCUACUGGCCAUGAGGCGCCAAGGCCGCUUUCUCUGGGAGACUUACUUUUCCACCACUGACAGUAUUUUUAAUACCAUGCUGGCUAUGAUUAGGACUCGCAUACAGAUCCCAGCUGCUCCCAUACGGGAAGAGGUAGCAGCUGAGAUACCCCAUCGUUCAGGCAAGGCUGCUGGAACUGACCCCAACAUGGCCGACAAUGGGGACCUGGACCUGGGCCCAGUAGAGACAGAGCCGCCGUAUGCCUCACCUAAAUACCUCCGCAACUUCACUCUCACUGUCACUGACUUUUACCGCAGCUGGAACUCUGCUCCGGGGCCUUUCCAUCUUUUCCCACACACACCAUUUGACCCUGUGUUGCCCUCAGAGGCCAAGUUCUUGGGCUCAGGGACUGGAUUUCGGCCUAUUGGUGGUGGAGCUGGGGGCUCUGGCAAGGAGUUUCAGGCAGCGCUUGGAGGCAACGUGCCAAGAGAGCAGUUCACAGUGGUGAUGUUGACUUACGAGAGGGAGGAGGUACUCAUGAACUCUUUAGAGAGACUGAAUGGCCUCCCCUACCUGAACAAGGUGGUAGUGGUGUGGAAUUCCCCCAAGCUGCCCUCGGAGGACCUUCUGUGGCCUGACAUUGGAGUGCCCAUCAUGGUGGUCCGGACUGAGAAGAACAGUCUGAACAAUCGCUUCCUGCCUUGGAAUGAGAUUGAGACGGAGGCCAUCUUGUCCAUCGACGAUGACGCCCACCUCCGCCAUGAUGAGAUCAUGUUUGGCUUUAGGGUGUGGAGAGAAGCGCGGGACCGCAUUGUUGGCUUCCCUGGCCGGUACCAUGCAUGGGACAUCCCUCACCAGUCCUGGCUCUACAACUCCAACUACUCCUGUGAGCUGUCCAUGGUGCUGACGGGUGCUGCCUUCUUUCAUAAGUAUUACGCCUACCUGUAUUCGUAUGUGAUGCCCCAGGCCAUCCGAGACAUGGUGGACGAAUACAUCAAUUGUGAGGACAUUGCCAUGAACUUCCUUGUCUCCCAUAUCACUCGGAAACCCCCCAUCAAGGUGACCUCCCGCUGGACUUUUCGAUGCCCAGGGUGCCCUCAGGCCCUGUCACAUGAUGAUUCCCACUUCCAUGAGCGGCACAAGUGUAUCAACUUCUUUGUCAGGGUGUACGGCUACAUGCCUCUGCUGUACACGCAGUUCAGGGUGGACUCUGUGCUGUUCAAGACGCGCCUGCCGCAUGACAAGACCAAGUGCUUCAAGUUCAUCUAGGGGCACCGCGAGCUGGGGAAAGGGCAGGCAGAGCAAGGGAGGUGGCUUCCAAGGUCCCAGGCACUGAAGGACCUUGGAGACAUCUGCUGGGUGGGUGGCCCACACCUCUGCUAAGGAGAGGCAGCAGGAAGAGUGGAGGGCAAAGGGCUGCCUUUAUCAUGAAGUCGGCCACACUGGGCCUGGAACCCGGGUCAGCAGAUCGGGGCUUCCACACAGGGCACUGAUGAUAGCGUACACUGAGGACCACGGGGACUCAGAGAGUCACUCGUGAGUUCAUAAGCCCAGGACAGGUGGUUUGAGGUUUUUAAAUUCAGUAACAGCUAUUAUUAUU